Nezara viridula (southern green stink bug) is the source of this 2406-nucleotide messenger RNA. Lineage: Eukaryota; Metazoa; Arthropoda; Insecta; Hemiptera; Pentatomidae. The record is from the annotation of a GenBank genome assembly.
AUGUCACUCUGGGCCAAAGCACAACAAUUGCAAGGUGAAGCCUUGCAACAAGUUCGAGCAGUUUAUGGGGAACAUUUCCCCAUUGAAGUCAGGCAUUUUCUAGCACCAUGGAUCGAGGAGAAGUUAUGGACCGAGUUAGAUCCAGAAAAUCCAGCACAUGAACAAUAUGCUGCAAGUUUGCUUACCAUGCUCGUUCAAGAGCUUCAAGCUAGAGCGAACAGUUUGGCUUCUGAAGAGCAUUUCAUUACCAAAAUCAAACUUAUUGAUGCAGCCAGUAAUCUGCAAAAACGCUACUCUACAAACCCUUUGAAUCUUAUUCAUAUAAUCAAACAUUGCUUGACUACUGAAUUGAAAUUAGUUCAGCAAGCUGAAAAUGCUGGAGUAGACCUUGGUGGCGGAAUGAAUAUUGUUGCUGCCGAGAUAUCUCAGCGUUUAGAGGAAAUGAGAAUCAGAACUCAUAGCACUGGUGAAGAUUUGAGAAAACUGGAACAAGAUCAAGAGGAUUUCGCUUUAAAAUAUCACGAAUGCACCAAAAUCAAUGCUCACUUAACCCAUAUGCAAAAUCAGCAGCAGACAACUCAAACUAUUGAAACUGAUAAAAAAUUGAGGCGACAAAAAGAAGUACUUGAACAAACUCUUAGCCAACAGGUGACUACAUUGAUGCAAAAUAGAAUUAAUUUGUCUGAAAAACUGAAGCAAACAUUGAGUCUGAUUGCUAUCGUACAAAGCAGAAUCUUAGAUGAAGAACUUAUUAAGUGGAAACGAGAGCAGCAAUUGGCUGGAAAUGGUGCAAAAUUUAAUAACAAUUUGGAUACCAUACAAGAUUGGUGUGAAAAUUUAGCUGAAAUCAACUGGCUUAAUCGACACCAGAUAAAAGAAGCUGAAAGGCUUAAGGCUAAGUUGCCUUUGGACAAUCAAGGAGUUCAGGACAUCUUGCCGCAGUUAAAUGCUCAAAUUACUCAGCUUCUCUCCAGCUUAGUCACAAGUACAUUUGUAAUAGAGAAACAACCACCCCAAGUCAUGAAGACAAACACGAGGUUUACAGCUACUGUCAGACUUUUGGUUGGUGGAAAACUGAAUGUAUACAUGACUCCUCCUCAGGUUAAGGUAACCAUUAUCAGUGAAGCCCAAGCUAAUGCUCUUUUAAAAAAUGAGAAGGUAUCAAAAGGGGAAGCCAGUGGUGAAAUACUAAAUAACACAGGAACUAUGGAAUACCACACUGCUACUAGGCAACUUGCUGUAAGCUUUAGAAAUAUGCAACUGAAGAAAAUCAAAAGGGCAGAAAAGAAGGGUACAGAGUCAGUCAUGGAUGAGAAAUUUUCUUUACUUUUCUCUUCACAAUUUUCAAUCGGAAAUGGUGAACUUGUUUUUCAAGUGUGGACUUUAUCAUUGCCUGUUGUUGUUAUCGUGCAUGGAAACCAGGAGCCACAUGCCUGGGCUACAGUUACCUGGGACAAUGCUUUUGCUGAAUCUGGUCGUGUUCCAUUUGCUGUCCCUGACAAGGUACCCUGGACAUAUGUUGCUGAAGCUUUGAACAUUAAGUUUUGUUCACAAACUGGAAGACCUCUAUCUGACGAGAGUCUUAGAUUUUUAGCUGAAAAGGCAUUCAGGCUCGAUGUUACUAGAACUAAUGUUCCUGAUUGUUCUUCUAUGCUUUUAAGUUGGUCACAAUUCUGUAAAGAACCUCUUCCUGAAAGAAGUUUCACUUUCUGGGAAUGGUUUUACGCUGUGAUGAAGUUGACUAGAGAACAUCUUAAAGGUCCAUGGAUGGAUGGAUGUAUCCUUGGAUUUGUGAGAAAAAAACAAGCUGAGGAGAUGCUGGCUAAUUGCAGUAAUGGAACAUUUCUUCUAAGAUUUUCAGAUUCUGAACUUGGUGGAAUUGUAAUUGCUUGGCUAGGCACUACUGAAGAUUCGAAACAUUCAGAAGUGUUCAUGCUGCAACCAUUUACUAGCAAAGACUUCUCUAUUCGAAGUCUUGCUGAUCGCAUAUCUGACUUACAUCACCUUGUGUAUCUGUAUCCAGACACCUGUAAACAGCAGGCUUUUUCAAAAUAUUACACUCCCUUUCAAGAUAAUCAAACAACUACAAACAAUGGUUAUGUCAAGCCAAUGCUUGUUACCCAAAUUCCUGGCUUUGUGGGUACUCAAAAUAGUUUACCUCCCACACCACAGAAUGUGUUUCAGCAUCCACAAUCGCCAGAUACAUCAGUUAACGAUAAUAUGAACAGCUAUGGCAUGGCUGAUAUGGAUUAUGCAGAACUAUUAGGUGUGGAAAUCACUGGGAUUGAAGAAUCUCUCGACAUGAGUUUCCAUGAACUUAUUCAAGCUCCCUACACAAAGACUUUCUGGGUUUCUGUUUUGAGAAUUAUUGGCACUAGUGUUUUGGUUUUGCCUAGUAAAAGUUAA